Messenger RNA from Amoebophrya sp. A25, 5743 nucleotides. The record is from the annotation of a GenBank genome assembly. NCBI's taxonomy places the organism in Eukaryota, Dinophyceae, Syndiniales, Amoebophryaceae.
CAUCAAGGAGCGGCCGCCAAAAAUGUUCGCUGGCGACCGCGACUUCGCAGUGAAGUCCAAUUAUGAUCAGCUUUUUUUUCAUCAUUGUUCCGAUUUGCUCCUGGUCUGUGUAAGAAAGUUAAGUAGUACUAACGUAAGUCACCACAAUCAAGAUCAUGUCGUGUCCGUUAUUUUUCCGGCUUCUCUGCGAAACACAAGGAGGGUGUAAGAUGGACCAUUGAGACGGGUGAGUUGACGAAUGAAAUUGAAGCAAAGUGAAGCGCAUUGCUCUAACCAAAAGGGUCAACCUUCAUGCCCGACGAGGACGGCGUCAACUGGCAGACGGAAAUGCUCGGGGAAAAUAUGGGGGAUGACAUAUUUUACACCUCGACGCAGUUUGCGCUCAUGCAGGGCGGCCGAGGCGGUGCAAAGGCCUGGAGGAGCGCAAAGAGACGAGAGGCUGGCAGCGGUUACUAUUCCUCCUCGAACGCAGCAGACGAUGCGGACUUUUUCCAAGACGGAGACCAGCAAUUAUGAAGUUCAGACAGACUUUCGUAGAGAUCUUUCAUCAGAGCGGCGCAGACCUCGGCUUUCGUCCGAUGCGUAUUUUAUCUGUUUGUGAUUUUUGAUUAUUCUAGAUUUGUGAUUGUUGUUUUUUGUGCCGGUGUCUAAGAUGUUACGGGGAUGACGUGGAGUUCCUGUACGAGGAUUCUGCAGGACUCUCUGACUUUGAGGAAGGUGCCGCGGGGCAGCACGGGAUGGCGCCGAAGAGCGCCAGCAGCCGUGGCGGACGUCCCAGAAGUAGCACGCUGACGCCACCGAAGCCGCCCUUGGUGGCGCUCACUGAAGAUGAGCCGGUUGGCUUCGAUCCCGGCGGGGGUGCGGUUGCCCCCGGAACAGCGGGACAACCGCAGGCGAAGGUCCGCAUAAAGCCGCCAGGAGUGAAGCUGGAAAACGAGAACUUCAUGACGGCCGACUGUUUUCACCCGGGCGAUUUCCUGAUAAGCAGUGCAGGCUCGGGGCCGGGGAGCGGCGGCUUCUACAAGGUGCAAGAGGGGGCCAGUGUGAUGCCAACUGUUCCCGGUUUCUUCAUCGAAAUCUCUAACGGAAGAAACGUCUAUUCUGAAGUCGGAAAGCGGUUGUGCGACGCAGUCGAAGGAAAGAAGCGGAGUAAUCAAUCAUGAUUAGCUUGAUUUCUGCCUACUUCGUUAUUGAAACUAAAUCUAAAUGCUAGGUUAGAAGGUAGCACAGAAAAACAGAUUACAUUUUGAUCACGUUGCUGAGCAACCUGUGACAAGAUGUUUUUCUCGUCAAUAAGAUGAUCGACCAUUAUGGAGGAGAUUGGAACUGGGGAAAUUUUGUAUCUGUACUACAGUCGUGCAGUAUCAACCGGGUGCGCGGCCCUCCGGGGACGAUGCGGCUUCGAGCGGGAACGGCAAGCCAGAGGUCCUUGCGAAUGGAGCAAUCGUGGUGGCUAAGGAGAAGCUAUCCAUGCUCAAAGUCGGUUACACAAAUUAAGAGUAGUUCUUUAAUAUGCGGGCGUUCUCUGUAGCGAAGGACGCCUGUAACAAGUGAACGAGUAGCCUCUUCCCAGACGCAGGUGUUGCUGUCGAGUAAACUACCAAGAGAAAUAAUUGUUCGAAGUAGAAGCGGACCCGGCCUCCCCUUACUCUUCCAUCGAGAUCGACAUCCAUGAUGAUUGUUACGCGAGUCAGCAUUCUGUUUGAGGAGCUAUCGCUAAUCGAUUGCGGUGCUGGAAUACAAGAAUGGUCGGUUUCAGUUCAGCACUGAGGGGGAAAUUCUGCAGAUGAUCAACCAGUUUCCGCGUGUAGAAAAUUACAAGACCUUUACGCAAGCAAGACGCGACAUUGAGCCAGGCUGCAUCCUGUACUUUGAAAACGCUCCAACCACGCACGCAAGCCCCUCCAAGGACACGCGAAAAGAGCGUCGCAAUAAAAAAGUUCAGACUUCGAAAUCGCGACUGCAAAACAAGGGCACGCCUUCCUCUAGCGGCGAAACCACAAACAACUUUAUGCAUAUCUCCAUCCUUCGGCGCUUAACUUGACAAAAAAUCACGUCACGUAGUAGCAUAUCCUAGGGUUCGAAUUAGAAGAAACAUUGAUCGCAGUCUAUUCCACAACGUUCGUUGUACUGGACUUUGCAGUGUUUUUGCUCUAAUAAGGCCAACAGCGAGGAAAUGGCCACCGCCGUCGAUUCAGACGGCCCAACUGCCGUUGUGAGGAGUGACGAAGAGCUUGAAGUGGAUGGCGUUCCCGUCGCCGCUGGAGACACGUAUCUCUUCUGCGAAGGUUUCUGCCGAUUCGGUGAGGAAGACCUAUUUUAAGCUUGUAAAUUUACUGUUGGUUGUACGAGGUUUUCUAGUAACCUCAAGCAUUAGUAGGUUACAGUUAUGCAGUUCGGAUUUGGUCAUCUUGAAUUUUCUUAGCUUUGCGUUGUGUAUUCGUGUGUAAAAAAGGGCUCCGCGCGAGCUUUUUUCUAAGUUUCCCUCUGUUUGGAUUCCAAGGCGGACGGGAUGGCCACGAUUUACAAUGCGAUGGUGCAGCAGGUAUCCGAGCGCGCUCCUGUUUCACCGAGCAAGCUGCCGCUGGCGGUGGAUGCCCCUUUUCCCCGAGAGGAGUUUUUGACGCUUCAGGGAAUCGACGGAUAUUUGCGCGCGUAUAUGGGUGAGAUCCGCUACCUUGCGCUCUCAGAGGAGGGGCUGCCUCGCGUGGAGAAAUCAAAGAAGCGGAAGCACAUCACAGUGAAAACCACAAAUGCAGAUGGAGAGGAGGUUGAGCAGGUCGUCAGCGUUUCGGAGACCGAGACUGGUACUGCUUUGCACCCUCUCAUUUUCUCCUGAAGGUUCAUCAAUCAACAAUGUCCAUCUUGUCUUCUUGUUCACAUUAUCGGUUUUCUGUAUGGUCGCCUUGUUCCAUUUGUUAAUUGAUGCAUUCAUCUGUUGUUGAAUGUCAUACCGUUAUUGAUGGAGUUACGUGAAAUCUAUUAGUGUUUGUUGGCUCUCUAUUGCACCUAAGUAUCUGCAAGCUGAGUACGUACAAAAAUGUUUUCUUUUUUCUUAGAAAAGGCAUUAUUUUCUUUUUAAUUGCUGCGCAGCCGCGAGCAGUCUAGUUGCCGAGAGCGCUGGCACGCACCUGACGCAAGCGUCCUCGCAAAAGUCCAAGGGGCCUGUGAAUUUGCGGCUCACGCUGCGUCAGCAAGUGAAAUCCCGGUGGAUCGAGAACUAUCCUACGCCGAAAAACAAGCGACCGAAGCGCAUGCCGGUUUUCAACUCCCUGGAAUUAAGGCUAAUUGCAUCCUUCUCAGAAUCUUUGAUGGUCUGCACUUUCUUCCUUGUGAGAAAACUUAUGAAAGAAUCAAUGACUGCGCAAGACCAAAGAACAUCUACAAGGGACUCGAUACAUUAUUCCUGGAUGGCGAUGAAGGAGAAUGACAGCAGGGACACAGACAUGUCAACAAAGCAGCUUAUGUUAGGGCGUGCUGUAGCUAUAAUGCAUGAGAAUAUAGCAGUUCUAAUUCAGGCUCACCACGAGAGCGGUGCACUUUCGCCUCUGCACCUGUGCGUUCGCGCAGGAUCCGUCUCUGGCACUAUUGCGAUUUUGAACCAUCAGUUUGAGUUCGCGUACCGCCGCAUGCUGGUGUACCUGGCUCCGAACUUGCUCGUUCUGGCAGCUCAGAGCGGCAGCUGGGACACUUGUAAGUUCCUCCUCGAGUCGGACCUCAAGUUAUCACGAGGAGUCUACAUGCUAUCACAUAGAUACUCUUGCGUUUCACAGUUUCUACCUUCAACGAACUUCUUCACUCGUCUCGAUUUCUUAACACAGGUUGAUUUUUCAUAAAAACACAUCUACGUCAAAGCUACUUACUGUGUGCCUUCCAAACCUGAAGGAUGAAGCCAAAAGUGUUGUAAGAGGCCAAAGACAGAUUCAUCUUUAGACCGAUGAGGCAUUUUUACAAUUUUUUUUCUAGCUGCGCUAAACGAUCCGGCUUGGCAAUUUGAGAAGAUAUGGAAUGCGGUAUUGCAACGUGCGCAGCACGAGGCCGCGGUGCGACAAUAUCCACAAGUUUGCCGCUUGUUGAAACCGUUCCCGCGAUUGCCAGACCGGACACUUGAGUACCGCUGCUACGUCUAUGGCUUUCCGGUCGGGGUCUUAAGGCUCGUUAUUUUUCCAUCUUCUUUUGAAAUAUUGCGUUGAGGCUAAGGAAAGACUAAUUAAGGAAAGUAAUAAUUCCUAGAUUUAGCGGAAUAGCGAAGAACGGGAUAAGAAGUGGUUAUUGCGAGACGCUGCUGUUAAAUCAGAAGUCCACGACAUGAUGAAAACUUCUUUUUACUUCAUCAGAAGGUACCAUAGUGUUAGUAUUACUAGGCAAUGUUGCGGACAACGCGGCCUGGCAGCAGAGCCGCGGACCUUGAACCUUGAGCCUAGUAUUACUAGGUAAUGUUCCUGAGUAUUGCUACUUAGGUAAUCUUCCUAUGAUUUGAAAAAACUAUUUCUAAGGAUGGAUCCAAACCAAUUCCGAGAUUGGCUGGACGAGCGGUUGGAGGAUCUCCGCCCGCGCGAGUCGGACGCGGUUCCGGAGUAUCACUGUGGCAUCAUGCAGGACCAUCUCGUGAACGCGCGAAAGAAAAGCACAUUCUGGGUUUCGACACAGGAAUGGGAAACGUUCUGCAACGUGCUCGAUGUGCAUGGGGAGACUUACACUUAAGAACAUCAGCAACAUUAACUCUAUAAUCUUAAUGAUUGACACUAAGAAAAUAUCCGCGUGCUUACCCCUAUUCUUACUCCCUUUAUGCUCUAUAAUGAUUGAAUGUGUGACUGUCAUCUGGCAUGAUUUUUGGGAGUGCCUGACUGUUAUUCUGGCCACCUUGGUCAUUGUUUUAGUCCCUUUGUUCGACUGAUUGCGAGGCAAGAAAGCAAUUCUCCGGAUGUUACGUGUGGGAUGAAGCAAUUCAGAGGCAAAUCAUCGCGUAUUGAAAAUUUUGCUAUGCUCUAAGGCAGGUAUCAAAAACCGAUCACGUAUCUAUGGGAACGCAAGGUGCCGCAUCUAGUAGCUAAGGAAGCUUUGGCGCAAAGCACGCACCGGCCGCACAUGAUAUCAGUGAUGGCCUGCUAUCACUCCGAGUUCAUAUCGCAGUAUUUAAGGCAGAGAUAACGAGACAGAGGUUUUUUGCACGUGUUCGUAGAAUAGUCAUUUGUCUGAUUUGGUUCAGAGAUGAAUAUAAACAUCUUUUUCAAAUCAAACAUAUAUUUUUGAUAAAGCAGUGAUAGAAUAAAAUGGUCGUUUCGCCUGUUAGUUGAGGAGUGUCCAUUUUUGAGACGCGGUCGCUGAUGAUUAAAGCCAUUUCUUCGUUCUCGGUCUAAAGUAUCUCGCGGCGGUGCAGAGAAUACGCCUGGACGGGGAGAGCCCAAGGCGGAAACGCGGCGUCUCGCCGACAGGCAAGCAGCGGCGGCUGCGGGCUCUCGGUCCGUACCUGGGUGGGGAGCAAGUCCGAAGCGAAGACUACUAAGAUCGCUUCUAACGAUGCCUGUGAGUACGAUUCAAAGUACGAAUACUUCUUCCACCGGCUUGAAGUCUAAGGCAUUCUGUUUCAUGAAGCGCACCUGGGCGCUUUUCUUGAAUGGGGUAUGAUGGUUAGUACUGCUUGUGCUUUGAUUUUUCACUUCGGGCAACUGCUGUGGCUGUGGACAUCUCAAGGGAACAACCAGUGUGGAUACAUCACGGCUUGACUCAUGCUCACUCGCAG